AUGUCUCUCUUACAAGCCUACAAGAAUCUCACCCCCAAAUCCAAAGCCGCAUUCGGCGCCUUUCUGCUAGCCUGGGGCGUCCUAGGCCUGCAGUUCGCCGACAAGGCCGAAGCCAAGCUGGGCCUGACGCCGAGCGAGGCCGACAAGGCUGCGCUAGAGCGCGUGAAGCCGCGAGUCGUCGUCGUGCCCAAGGUGGGGGAUGGGGAGAAGUGA
Chaetomium strumarium is the source of this 213-nucleotide messenger RNA. RefSeq lists its product as uncharacterized. Bases 1 to 213 code for a protein of 70 amino acids. Lineage: Eukaryota; Fungi; Ascomycota; Sordariomycetes; Sordariales; Chaetomiaceae. The transcript has 2 exons. The record is from RefSeq and is a predicted model, not a curated record.